AUGUCAUUUAAUUACACUGAUAUUAAUGAAAGUUGUUAUUCAGAAGAUGGAAAAAGCCUCAGUAAAGUCAAUGAUACAUCACCACACCUCAGAAUAUCAGCUAAAUGCGAAAUAAUACAAGAUAAGUGUUUUUAUCAACUAUAUUCAUUAAUUUCGUUUUCAUUUGAAGAAAAUCCAAACUUAACAACAAUUGGAUCUAGUAGUUUUUAUGAAUGUGAAUGUCUUACAAUUUUUAAUUUAUCAUCCUGUAAUGGACUUAAAUUAAUAUCUUCAAGGGCAUUUUUUCGUUGCUAUAAAGUUUCUGAAAUACUUUUUCCAAGAGGACUUCUUGAAAUUCAAUAUGAAUGGUGUUUCUAUCAAUCUAAAUAUAAAUCAAUAGAAAUUCAUAAUUCUUUUACUACAAUUGGAGUGAGGAGCUUUUUUUAUUCAAAAAUCAUCUCAAUUAAAUUGCCAGAAAGUGUAAAAAGGAUCGAAAAUGAUGGCUUCCAUGGUUGUAAUAGUAUGAUAAAUGUAACAUUUUUAGGAGCUAUAGAUUACAUCGGGAAUGAUGCAUUUAAUUAUUGUGAUAAUCUUGAACUCAUUAUUUUCCCUAAUACAUCAAUGAUUGUCGCAGGACAAUUUUUCAUAUCAUAUCCUUCUCCCAAAGUAAGGAUGUCAUUCACAUGCCAAACAUUCUUUUCUUCUUUUUUAGUGAUUUAUAGAAAUGCUAAUGUUUCAAUUUCAUAUAUAAAUAAAUCGGAUCUUAUUAUUACUACACAGUUAUUUAUUAUGAAUUCAAAUCAAACAGAAAUUUAUGGCUAUUGGGGAUUAAAUACAGGUUUAACAAUUCCUAAAAAUGUUACCACAAUCAAAGAAAGAGCAUUCGAAAAUUCUAAUAUUUACCAAAUAAAUUUUAAUGCAGAUUCAAAUCUUUCAGUGAUCGAAAAUUAUGCCUUUAGAAACUGUUCAAAUUUGUAUUCAUUUGAUUUUUCUUUGAUUGCUUUGAACUACAUAGGAAAUGAAUCAUUUAAAGACUGUAUUAAGUUGACAUAUGUGAGAUUUUAUUCCAGUGAUGUUGUUGUUAUGAGCAAUGCAUUUGAAAACUGCAUUAACUUAGUAAAUGUUAGUAAUAUCACUAAUGUCCUUGAUGGUUGUUUUAGUGGAUGUACUAAUUUGACAAAUGUAGAAAUUCGAGAAAGAUCAAGAGUAAUUUGUUCUAAAUCUUUUGCUAAUUGUUAUUCGCUAGAAUACAUUCUCAUUCCAUCAUCUGUUCAAUAUGUUUCAGAAUAUUCAUUCUUGAAUUGCAUACAUCUUAAAUCAAUCAAAUUUAUUGAAACAAAUUCCCUUCGGAAAAUAUCAAAUCGCUCAUUUUCAGGAUGUAAUUCACUUCAAAACAUAUCUAAUUUCGAAUCAGAUAAAUACAAAUGUAUUGAUAAUACUAUUUAUUAUAAAAAUGAAACAGGUGAUUAUCUCACAUUUCAUCUUAAUACAUCAUUAGAUAAAACUCUUUUUAUCAAUUGCAGUGUUAUCUGCAGUUAUUCAUUCAAUGAAUGUAACAACAUAUAUAACAUCACUAUUCUUCCCAACACUGUUUCACUGAUUGAAAAAUAUUCAUUCAACAACUGUUUGAAUCUUCAACACAUCAACUUCCCUCUUUCAGUAGAAACUGUCGAAUCCCAUUCAUUUUAUGAAUGUCAUUCUAUUCGAUGUCCUCUUAUUAUUGAGAACACAAAACUUGAUUACAUCAGAAUGAUUGUAUAUUCAGGAAUUCCUCGUAAACUUAUUUUUACAUGCGGGGUUUAUCAUGACACACGCAAACUUGAAACACCAUAUAUUUUUAGAAAGGCAGCCACAACGUUUUUACUUAUUUUAUAUUUAAAAUAA
Trichomonas vaginalis G3 is the source of this 1863-nucleotide messenger RNA. RefSeq names its product ribonuclease inhibitor domain-containing protein. The coding region runs from base 1 to 1863 and encodes 620 amino acids. NCBI's taxonomy places the organism in Eukaryota, Parabasalia, Trichomonadida, Trichomonadidae. The transcript has a single exon. The record is from RefSeq and is a predicted model, not a curated record.